AGGAAAAAAGAUCUAGUUACAUAAAAAAGAAUUAGUAUUGUUCUAAAUUGUUUCGAAACAUCAUGUCUUUUGUAAAAAAUUUGAUUGUUUUCUGUUCAUUAUGGUUGAGUGUAUCAAGUUUUGAAUCUAAAUCAGAAUGUAACUACUUAUUUAACACGUCCUACGUAUGCUUUAAUAUAACUUCGCUAGGAGUAUUAGAUAAAUCUCCAAUAAAUGUUACAUCUAUCAAAAUCUCAGAAUCAAAUCUUGUUAACAUACCAGGAUAUACUUUUGUCAAAUUUGGACAAACACUUUUAUCAUUAGAUCUCCAUAAGUCAGGGAUAAAUGCCAUUGAAACAAAUGCAUUUUUUGGUUUAGCUUAUUUAGAAAAACUUGUGCUAUGGGGAAAUAAUUUAGUACGUGUAUCAGCUGAGUGGUUUAUUUAUCCAACCAAUAUUCGGCACUUGGAUCUAUCAUUCAAUCAAAUCAAUGAUGUGAUGGACGUUAAUUUUUUUUAUUUACUUCCGCGUUUGGAGAAUUUAUAUCUGGACAACAACAAGUUAAUGACAAUUGAUUACAAUGUAUUUUACUUGAUGCCAUACUUAAAAAAUGUUCAGAUUGGAAACAAUCCAUGGCAAUGGAAGUAUCGAAUUUUACUAAUGUGGAAUUUAAAUAACAAAAUGGUAGCAAAUGAUGAAAUUUGGGAUGAUUGGGAAUGGAUAUCUCAUGCUGUUCGGCAAUGUAAAGAAGAAAAUCAUGACCUAUUGAUUGAAAACAAUGUACUGUAUUGUGCAUUUCGAAAUAUUCUUGACUUUUUAAUAACUCAAAUGAGUCACACCAAUAGUACAAGCAUGAUAAGUUCACAACCAGUUUAUAGUGAACACUCUGCAAAAGCCUUGAAAAUGACUCAAUGUUUUAAAAAUGCCAUUCGUAAAGAUAAUUCUGAAGCCAUCAUGACUGCAGUAAAAGCUUCUUUGAAAAACAUGAUUUUAAUGGAUCCAACACAAAAUUUUCAUACUUACUCAUGAACUUUAAAUACUAUUUUAUGAAACACUUAACAUUUAUAUUCAAUAAUAUAUUUGUGAUUAAAAAAUAAAUUUAUGUAU
Chelonus insularis is the source of this 1085-nucleotide messenger RNA. RefSeq names its product peroxidasin homolog. The transcript is spliced from 3 exons. NCBI's taxonomy places the organism in Eukaryota, Metazoa, Arthropoda, Insecta, Hymenoptera, Braconidae. The coding region runs from base 63 to 1007 and encodes 314 amino acids. The record is from RefSeq and is a predicted model, not a curated record. Gene Ontology annotation, molecular function: protein binding.